AUGCCCCGACUCAUCUUCAUGAACCCCUUCAAAACGCACUCGGUCGACGCGUUCCCCGGUGUCUACGUGCCUCUUGACGAAUCAGACCCUCGCGGCCCCUCUGCGCCCGAAGGCCAAAGCAGCCCCAUUGCGCCCACCGAAAAGGACGCCAAAGACGACAACACAUCUGUCCGCCCCCCAAGUGAUGCAUCGAGUGGUGUUGUUAACCAUGGAAUGACCCUCGCAGCACUCAAAGCAGAAAUCGAGGCCGACGUGGCUGCCUCUGGCACCGAUACUCCGUAUGACCGUAAGUCCAAAGUCAUCAACAAGGCGCUGGGUGACAUGGGCAUGGGUCGCUACCAGUGGAAGCUCUUCAUCCUCGCUGGCUGCGGAUGGAUGGCAGACAAUUUGUGGUUGCAGGGUGUGGCACUCACGCUGCCGCAACUGUCUGCCGAGUUUGGCGUCACUGACACUGAAGUCCGAUACACGACGCUCGCCCUGUUCCUUGGUCUCUGCAUUGGUGCAUCUUUCUGGGGCACCGCGUCAGACAUUAUCGGCCGCCGUGUCGCCUUCAACUUUACUCUGUUCCUCGCUGGAGCCUUUGGUCUUGCUUCGGGCGGCGGCCCCAACUGGAUUGGUACAUGCGCGCUCUACGCUUGCAUUGGCCUUGGUGUUGGUGGUAAUCUCCCUGUCGACGGCGCACUGUUUCUCGAGUUCCUCCCGCAAACUUCGGGCAACCUGUUGACGCUGCUGUCCGUCUUCUGGCCCAUUGGUAACCUGAUUGCUUCGCUGCUGGCGUGGGCCUUCAUUCCCAACUUCUCAUGCCCAGGCAGCACCCCUGUUGGACAAUGCAGCAUGGCUGACAACUGGGGCUGGAGAUACCUCAUCCUCACGCUUGGAGCCAUCACCUUUGUCAUGUUCAUCUCCCGCUUUUUCUUCUUCCAUCUCUACGAGUCGCCCAAGUUUCUGCUGUCGCGCGGUCGCCAGGCUGAGGCCGUAGCGACCGUGUACGGAAUUGCGUACUGCAACAAGACAACGACGUGGCUCACCGAGGACAUUCUCAACUACAUUGGCGGCGACCAGGAAGUGACUGGCGAGGAUGUCAAGCUCGGCGCCUUUGAGAUUAUCAAGCGUUCCAUCAGCCGCUUUUCGUUUGCCCGCUUCCGGAUCUUGUUCCAGGACAGGAAGCUUGCCAUGACGACGCUUCUCCUGUGGUUCCAGUGGGCCACCAUCGGCAUGGCAUACCCGCUCUUCAACGCUUUCCUGCCGCAAUACCUGGCCAGCUCUGGUGGCGAAGUGACCAACGACGUCAGCACCGUGUACCGCAACUACGCCAUCACUGCCAUUGUCGGCGUCCCCGGAUCCUUUUUCGCAUGCUACGCCGUCGAGCUCAAGUUCCUCGGCCGCAAGGGCACAAUGGCCAUUGCCACGGUCAUUACGGGCGUCUUUGUCUUUCUAUUCACCAUCUCCAAGGACUCGGACUUUCAGCUGGCCUUUACUUGCCUGGAGGCCUUCUUCCAGAACAUCAUGUACGGCGUGCUGUACGCGUACACGCCCGAGGUGUUUCCUGGGCCGAUCCGCGGUACGGGCACUGGUAUCAGCAGUUUCUUGAACCGUGUUGCUGGACUGUGCGCUCCUAUUGUGGCCAUCUACGCGGGGGACAGCAAUCCCAAGGCGCCCAUCUACGCAAGCGGCGGGCUGUUCAUUGCGGCAUUUUUCAGCAUGCUGGUGCUGCCGAUUGAGACGAGAGGAAAACAGACGCUGUAG
Molecule: messenger RNA, 1746 nt
Organism: Exserohilum turcica Et28A
Lineage: Eukaryota; Fungi; Ascomycota; Dothideomycetes; Pleosporales; Pleosporaceae
Exons: 4
Coding region: 1-1746 (581 amino acids)
Biological process (GO): transmembrane transport
Molecular function (GO): transmembrane transporter activity
Source: RefSeq, a predicted model, not a curated record